CUUGCCUGGGCUGCAGGGGGAGGCCGCGGCGGCGAAGAUGGCGGACGGGAAGGCGGGAGAGGAGAAGCCAGAGAAGCCGCAGCGAGCCGGAGCCGCCGGAGGACCUGAAGAAGAAGCAGAAAAACCUGUGAAAACUAAGACUGUUUCUUCCAGUAAUGGAGGGGAAAGUUCCAGUCGCAGCGCUGAAAAGCGAUCGGCUGAUGAAGAAGCUGCAGACCUCCCAACAAAGCCUACAAAGAUCUCCAAGUUUGGAUUUGCCAUAGGUAGUCAGACGACAAAGAAAGCAUCAGCCAUCUCCAUCAAACUUGGAUCAAGUAAGCCUAAGGAAACAGUUCCAACUCUUGCUCCAAAAACCCUUUCAGUAGCAGCAGCUUUCAAUGAAGAUGAAGAUAGUGAGCCUGAAGAAAUGCCUCCAGAAGCAAAGAUGAGGAUGAAGAAUAUUGGAAGGGACACACCAACAUCAGCUGGACCAAACUCCUUUAAUAAAGGAAAGCAUGGCUUUUCCGAUAAUCAGAAGCUAUGGGAGCGAAAUAUAAAAUCUCAUCUUGGAAAUGUACAUGACCAAGACAAUUAAAUGAAGUGUUUUGUGAUUGGGGUGUGGGUGGGUGCAGUUAGAAGGAACAGUCUCCUUUUGUAAAGAAUGGUGUAAGACUAGCUUUGGAGCCGUAUUUUCUUUUCCUUUUUCUUCUUUUUCUUUAUCUUUUUUUUUUUUAAGAUUGAGUGGUACACUAAUAAAUGAGAGUUUGAAAUUAGAGGUAAUUUAUGUUUUAUAUACAGAUUUCAAGACAUUUGCUAAUUUUGUAGUUUCAUGUGAUUAGUUUCCAAAGGUUACAGAUAAUAAAGAAAUCAGAAGUGGUACCUUUCUAAGAAUUGCAUAUUUUUUUAGACACAACUAUUAGCACAUUAAGAGGGAAGCCAAAAGACACUGUCUACUUAAAACUGUGAGCAGUUCCUCUCCUGUGUCCACUCCCUCAUUACCUGAACUGUCUGGCUACCAGGAGCAGCCUUGUAGAGAGGGAGUAUUGGAUUGAGAAGACAAUGUUCCUGAACUAUCGACUGAAAGUAAAUUUAGAUAAAAUUAAAAUAAAUAAACCUUUUCCUAUGGGCAGUUCAUUUUGUUUUGGGUUGUCAUAUACUAGUAUUGCAUCGCUAUCAGUGAGUAUAGACGCUUUGCUCUUUAAAAAACAUUUUUUGUCAAAAAUUCUUACGUGAAGUAUUAUUAAAAAUAGCCCACUUCACUUUAAUGGAAAUUGUCUCCAUUCAGGAGUCUUCAGUGAACACUAUUUGCUACCAAAGUAAAUCAGUAUUUUGAAUGUGCUUCUCUUGGUUUUUAUUCUAGUUCCUAUAAGCAUUUCCACCAGAACUUGAGGCAAAUCAUAAGGAAGCUGUUUCUUUUAAAGUAAAAAAUCCCACCAAAAAUAUAAAUGUACAUACUGCUUUAAGUAUUUGACUGGUUUUUAUUUUUAACAGGUUUAAAUACCAAAAAAGGGGGGAAAGAAAUUUAACAUUGUAUGAAGACAGAUAAGGCAAUGCACUUUGUGACUUUUGAAGCAUUUAGGUUACUAACUCAUUAGCUCCAAUUUGAAUUGAACUCACAAGAUUUAUUUGUACAACUCCAUGACUUACUUUAAGUAUAUACAUAUUGUACAACUCCAUGACUUACUUUAAGUAUGUACAUAAUUGGCCAGUGGGUUCAAAAGCACAUUUUAAUGAUUGAAAUAAGACAGAAAAUGCUUCUUCAAACACAUUUUCAUUAUGAAGUCUCUCACAUACUCUUAGAUUUGUGUAUUGCUGGUGUUUGUUUUGUAUUUUUAUUGUAUAUGGGCUUUUUUAAUGUGACAGUUAAUGCAUCUUUAACAGUCACAGACAAAAUAAAUGAUGAGGUUUCCUUGAAAAUUACAAUGUUGACUUUGGAGGCAGCUUCAGUGGGUUUCAUUGGUGGUAGUUAUUCACUAAGCAUUUUUAAUGUAAUAAUUUCCAAGAAGCAGCCUGCAAAUAUUCGUAACACUUUGUUCACUGUAUUUAAGUUUACUUAAUAAGCCCCAAGUAAAACAAUGGAAAUGUACAUAGCACUGUUAGUUCUUACAUGGUUUAAGUAUAUCAAGAUACAUAAAUUUAACUUUUAUGUAGGCAAACUGUUCAUUUGUCCAUUUUACUGUUUGUUGAAAUAACAUCUCUCCUACAUAUUUACUUGACUCAAAUGACAUUAACCUGAGGUCAAGGUGAGGAGAGAGAGACGACUGAGCUGAAUGUCUUUACUAAAAUUACAAUAAAUUUUGUCAAACUUG
This is a messenger RNA of Arvicola amphibius (Eurasian water vole), 2288 nucleotides long. It is a transcript of the gene Pcnp, whose product is annotated as PEST proteolytic signal containing nuclear protein. The transcript has 5 exons. Gene Ontology annotation, cellular component: nucleus. Gene Ontology annotation, biological process: protein ubiquitination; proteasome-mediated ubiquitin-dependent protein catabolic process. The record is from RefSeq and is a predicted model, not a curated record. Bases 38 to 574 code for a protein of 178 amino acids. Lineage: Eukaryota; Metazoa; Chordata; Mammalia; Rodentia; Cricetidae.